UUGCUGACAGCCGCCCAGGGAACUGGCCUCUUGGCAGUAGCUGGAUCUGGAGUGGAGCCAGAAGCGUUGGUAUGGAAAGACUGACAACUAGGGGACCCCCUGACCAUCCUCACCAGGAGGAGGCCUCUGCCUGCUGGAGGCUCACUGUGAGGGUCCUGGAGGCACGGAACCUGGGCUGGACUGACUUGUUGAGUGAGGCAGACCCCUAUGUGACCCUAGAGCUGCCAACCGUCCCUGGGACAAAGUUCAAGACCAAAACAAUCACCAACUCCUGUCAUCCUGUAUGGAAUGAGACCUUCAGUUUCCUAAUCCAGAGUCAGGUCAAGAAUGUUCUGGAGCUAAAUGUCUAUGAUGAGGACUCAGUCACGGAGGACGAUGCCUGCUUCAAGGUUCUCUAUGACAUCUCAGAAGUCCUCCCAGGCCAGCUGCUCCGGAAGACCUUCUCCCUGCGUCCCCAGGGACAGGAGGAGCUGGACGUGGAGUUCAAGCUGGAAAAAACGUCGGACUCUCCAGAAAACCUCAUCACCAACAACGUCCUUGUGGCCCGAGAGCUGUCCUGCCUGGAUGUCUGUCUGGACCGUGCUGGGAGCACCGCCACGGUCACGGACCAGGACAAGCUGGAGCUGGAGCUGGUGCUGAAGGGGUCCUAUGAAGACACGCAGACAUCGGUGCUGGGUCCAGCCUCUGCCUUCCGCUUCCAUUACAUGGCAGCCCAGGAGGGAAAACUGAGUGCUCGUGUGAGGAGCUCUUCAAGUAACAGCUGGAGUUCAGACGAGUCAGCUGGGCAUCUCACUGUGCCCCUGAGGUCCUUGGCCGUAGGAAAGGAGGUGACCUUUCACGUUCCUACUACAAAUACCCCAGGAGUGAGGCUGCAGCUCAAGACUGAGGGCUGCCCUAAGGAGCUGGAUGUGCACCUGGGUUUUGAUCUGUGUGCAGAGGAGAAAGCCUUCCUGAGCAGGAGGAAGCAGGUGGUGGCCAAGGCUCUCAAGCAUGUCCUGCAGCUGGACAGAGACCUACAGGAAGAUGAGGUCCCCAUUGUGGGCAUUAUGGCCACAGGAGGAGGUGCCCGGGCCAUGACCGCUCUCUACGGCCACCUGUUGGCCCUGCAGAAGCUGGGCCUCCUGGACUGUGUCACCUACAUCAGCGGCAUCUCGGGCUCUACAUGGACAAUGGCCCACCUCUACGGGGACCCCGAGUGGUCACAGAAGGACCUUGAAGGACCCAUCAAAUAUGCCAGGGAGCACCUGGUCAAGAGCAAGAUGGAGGUCUUCUCCCCGGAGCGCCUAGCGAGCUACCACCAGGAGCUGGAGCUGCGGGCGCAGCAAGGCUACCCCACGACUUUUGUGGACCUGUGGGCUCUCGUGCUGGAGUCCAUGCUGCACAACCAGGUGAUGGACCAGAAGCUGUCGGAACAGAAAACAGCACUGGAGCAGGGCCAGAACCCUCUGCCCCUCUACUUGAGCCUCAAUGUCAAAGAGAACAAUCUGGAGACCUUCGACUUCAAGGAGUGGGUGGAGUUUUCCCCCUAUGAGGUUGGGUUCCUGAAGUAUGGAGCCUUUGUCCCCAGCGAACUCUUCGGCUCCGAGUUCUUCAUGGGGCAGCUGAUGAGGAAGCUCCCUGAGUCCCGGAUCUGCUUUCUGGAAGGUAUCUGGAGCAAUAUUUUGUCCCUGAACUUGCUGGAUGUCUGGUAUGACCUCCUCAGCUCUGAGGACACCCGGAAGCAGCACCUCAAGGACAAGAUCAGGAACCUGGAGGAGUCUCCUGCCUCCUUGAAGACCUCCUCGUGGCUGGAGGCCUCAUGGCUGCAACCCGGGACGGCACUGGCCAAGGCGUUUAAGGGCUUACUGACGGGCAGGCCUUUCCACCAGCACAGCUGCAACUUCCUCCGGGGCCUCCAGCUGCACCGGAACUACUAUAGCCAGAAAGACUUCUCCACCUGGGCAGACUGCCCGCUAGACUCCACUGCUAGCCAGCUAACCCCUCAGGAGCCCCAGCUCUGCCUGGUAGAUGCCGGCUACUUCCUCAACACCAGCUGUCCCUCCAUGUUCCGGCCAGGCCGCAGGCUGGACCUCAUUCUCUCCUUCGACUACUCCCUACCCUCGUCCUUUGAGGCACUGCAGCAGACUGAGGCGUACUGCAGGGCCCGGGGACUGCCAUUCCCUCGGGUGGAGCCCAGCCCUCAGGACAAACACCAGCCACCAGAGUGCCACCUCUUCUCAGACCCCUCCUGCCCUGAUGCCCCACUCCUGCUGCACUUCCCUCUGGUCAAUGCCUCCUUCAGGGACCACUCAGCCCCUGGUGUCCAGCGCAGCCCUGCAGAGCUCCCGGUGGGCCAGGUGGAUCUCACUGGGACCAACUCGCCCUACUCCCUGUUCAACAUGACCUACAAGGAGGAAGACUUUGAUCACCUGCUGCAACUUAGUGACUAUAACGUGCGGAACAGCCAGGGUGCCAUUUUGCAGGCCUUGAGGACUGCCAUGAAGCACCGGGCCCUGGGGGCCAGGCCUCGAGCAGCGCAGAAUUGAGGCGGCUCAGGGACCCCAACUCUCUGACAACCCUCCAGGGGCUGGGGGUUUAACCCAAGGACUGCUGGGUAGGACCACCGCUCUCGCUGGGCUGUCCACCCCUGGGCUGCCUCUGCAGCAGUUCUCUCGGCCCAGAAGGGCUGCACGGCACCCCAAGUUCUUCCUCACUUUCAUUGCUGGCUUGAGAGGAGCUGGAAGCAAACUCACCAGACCAGUGUGCAGCAUUGCUGGUCUGACUAGAAACAUGUUCCCAUGCAAUGACUCUCAUGCCAAACAGAACAGAUUUGGGGUACAAGCUGCCAGUGUCAGACCAGGGGUAGGCAGGUCAGGGCCUGACUGAGAGGUGGCUCCAGGCAUCAGGAAUCACACUGUGUCCUGAGAACCUUUUCUUCGUCCCCUCCUCCCCUUUCUCACUCUUCUUUGAUACUAUCUUUAAGCAACUAUAGCGACCCAUAGUCCACACACAACAUGAUUCAUCCUUCUAGAAAGUACGACUCGAUGGCUUUUACUACAUAUUCAAAGAAUUGGGCAAACCUCCCACAGUCAUUUUGAGAAGAUUUUUGUCACCCCAAAAAGAAACCCCUCACCUCUUAGAUGUCAACCUCAACCCUCCCUCCCCAGCCUUAUGCAACCACUAAUCUACCUUCUGUUUCUAUAGAUUUGCUUCUUGUGGGCAUUUCCUAUACAUGGAAUCAUACAGUAUGUGGCCUUUUGUGUCUGGCGUCCUUUACUCGGUGGGAUGUGCUCAAGGGUCAUCCACGUGGUAGCAGGCGUCAGUGCCUCAUCCCUUUCUGUGGCAGAAUAAAAGUCCCACGCUUACCUGAUGGUCACUGGAUAAUGGACCCUUGGGUUGUUUCCACUUUUUGGUCAUUCCAAAUAAUGGUUCUAUGAACAGUCAUGUACAAGUCCAUAUGUGGAAAGUGUUUUUCAUUCUUCUGCAUGUCUACCUAGGAAUACAUUUGCUGGAUUAUAAUGUAAUUCUCUGCUUCACCUCUUGAGGGCCUGCCAGCCCAUUUUCCAAAGCUGCUGCCCCAUUUUUCUAUUCCUAUCAGCCUUAUACCGGGGCACUGAUUUCUCCACCUCUUAGCCCCCACCUGUUGUUGUCUGUCUUUUGAUUUCAAUCAUCGGAAUGGUUGUAAAGUGGUAUCUUAUCAGCAUUUCCCUAAUGACUAAUGAUGUUAGGAAACUUUUUGUAUACUCUAGGACUUUUGUAGAGCUUCUUUAGAGAAAUGUCUAUUCAGAUCUUUUGCCCAUUUUCAUUGGAUUAAGUGUCUUUUUCUUAUUAAGAAUUCUGUAUAUUUUCUACAUACAAAUCCCUGACCCAAUGUAUGAUUUGCAGUUUUUCUCUGCAAAUCAAGUAAUCUGUGGGUUACCUUUUCGCUUUCCUGAGGCUAUCCUUUGAAGCACAGAAACUUUCUUACUUUGAUGGUGCCAUUUACAUAUAUAUGUUUUUUGCUGUUUGUGCUUUUGGUGUUGUAUUUAAAAAACCAUAGUCUAACCCAUGGUUAUGAAGGUUUACACCUGUUUUCUUCUAAACAGGUGGCUUCAGCCCUUACAUUUAGGUCUUUGAUCCAUUUUGAGU
Molecule: messenger RNA, 4107 nt
Organism: Mustela erminea (ermine)
Lineage: Eukaryota; Metazoa; Chordata; Mammalia; Carnivora; Mustelidae
Gene: PLA2G4D
Product: phospholipase A2 group IVD
Exons: 20
Coding region: 72-2525 (817 amino acids)
Biological process (GO): glycerophospholipid catabolic process
Cellular component (GO): cytosol
Molecular function (GO): calcium ion binding; calcium-dependent phospholipid binding
Source: RefSeq, a predicted model, not a curated record